Corticium candelabrum is the source of this 1572-nucleotide messenger RNA. RefSeq lists its product as uncharacterized. The transcript has 3 exons. Gene Ontology annotation, cellular component: membrane. NCBI's taxonomy places the organism in Eukaryota, Metazoa, Porifera, Homoscleromorpha, Homosclerophorida, Plakinidae. The record is from RefSeq and is a predicted model, not a curated record. Gene Ontology annotation, molecular function: transmembrane receptor protein serine/threonine kinase activity. The coding region runs from base 293 to 1282 and encodes 329 amino acids.
CUUCUGGACUCGCAACAAACGACGCCACAAACGCAACCGUUUGCAACCGCCCGAGGCUGCAAGUUGAUAUAAGUCGGUCCGAGACGGAGGUUCGUGUUACCGCUCUGACCAGUUGUUUUCAAGCAAGCUAAUUAACGGGGUGUGAUAUGAAAUUCGCACUUCCUGUAUGACAAUCGCCCUAAGCACCGAGACACGAAGCCACACCUCCGAGUUGCUGCUGUCUCAGGCCGAGCUCUAGACAGCUUGCUAGACUGAGACGCACAGUCGCCAUUUCCUGACCAGUCCGUUCGCUAUGAGGCGGCGCGCGUCGCUGCUCGCUCCACUGUCGAUGCUGCACGCAACCGGAAUGUGUCCGGAGUCGUUGUGCAGCCGGCUGCUCUGCUUACAUCUCCUCUUCUCGUUUCCCUCACUAUUCGACGGCACGGCGUCGGCUAUCACAUGCUACUGCUCGCAAUGUAUCGAGUCGAACUACACGUGCACGACGUCGGGAAAGUGUCUCUUCUACGCGUCGCGAGUGAACGAGGUGAGCAGGUGGAAGAGUCGCUACGAAUGCGUCGAGCCGGCAGGAGAAUCGACGCUGUGCAACUCGCCGACGCCGGAGACGUCGACGUUCCGUUUGGUUUGCUGUGCGAAGGAUAUGUGUAACAAGGCAGUCGUACUUGCACAACCGACUGAACGAGGUGUUUCCAUACUUGGUGAUGAGGGAAAGUCUCUAAGUAAAGACACUGGAACGAAUGUUGUUAUAUAUAUUGUUGCUGGAGUGGCCGUGUUUGUAAUGGUCGUCCUCACUGCUGUGAUUUUGGUGACGUAUUGGAAGUAUCAUCGAGCACAUCAUCGGGCACUACAACAGCAAUUGGGUCAGGGAGCGAGGACUCGAUCGACACUUAGACGAGAGCAGGAUGGACGUUUGCACUGCCAAUGUUGUCACCAGAGAGACUGGGGACGCGGCAGUCCUAUAAAUAUAUCGAUGUGUGAACAAGGUCGGGGUAGACAUGGAGAGCUGGCUUUAUCGAGUAGUCGGACGCAUCAGAAUGAUCACAAUCACAACUCACAACAGCCGCACACUCACUACUCGGUUCAAGCUGAUAUCGGUCGGCCGCCGUUUGCCGUUCAAGUCGAUCCGAUCAGUCAGAGUCCCGUACCGAGUACGCGGCAUCAUUUACAGCUUGCAUUACACAAGCCAACCGAUCACAGCAGCAGCACCGGUAGCGAUUCGACGGGCUCGUGGAGUGGGAUGUCGACCGAAUGCAGUCGACCGUUAACAGGCAGUGACACCAGAUGAUUGCUGCUCAAGAACAUAAAACGGCUCUGCUAUUAUUACGAGUACUCUUACUGAAUUCAGAGACUAGUUCUAGAUUUAUUACGAUAUCUUAAGUAUGAGGACAGCCUUUUCUAUGGAGACGUAUUUAAGAAUCCAUUCGGUGCAGGGUGGAGAUUUUCUGCUCACCCUCUAUGCACACACUGAUCCAACCUGUGGUUGUGGUUGUAUGAUACAUGAAUACAUAUAAUACAUGUGAAGUCAUAUAUAGUUGAACGUCUGGUCUGGUUGAUAUCAAUAUACAACCAUCGAAA